This is a messenger RNA of Eublepharis macularius, 2602 nucleotides long. It is a transcript of the gene ADGRG1, whose product is annotated as adhesion G protein-coupled receptor G1. NCBI's taxonomy places the organism in Eukaryota, Metazoa, Chordata, Lepidosauria, Squamata, Eublepharidae. Bases 319 to 2373 code for a protein of 684 amino acids. Gene Ontology annotation, cellular component: membrane. The record is from RefSeq and is a predicted model, not a curated record. Gene Ontology annotation, biological process: adenylate cyclase-activating G protein-coupled receptor signaling pathway; cell surface receptor signaling pathway. The transcript is spliced from 14 exons. Gene Ontology annotation, molecular function: G protein-coupled receptor activity; heparin binding.
GCGAAACGUUCCACCUGCCGCGGCGCAGCGAGAGGAAAGUCCAGCCCGGGAAGGGGAAGGCGACAGCGAAGGCGCUCAGCCGCGAAGGAGCCGCGGCGGGCAGGCUGCCGCCGUCGGCGGUGCGAGAGCGGCUUGGAGCACACCAGCACGCUCGGAAGGGACCGGACGGGCUCUCUCGGGUCGGGGUUCCCUUGCAAACGGCGGCCGCCUUGCCAGCUGAGUGGAGGAAGAGCAAGAGCAUUCAUGGAGAUACACCAACCAGCUUGGGAAUGCCACCUGCCUUUAUAGAUAGCGGUUGCUAAAGAAAUCUCUUCCAGAAUGGGCCCCACAAGUGAACUACCUGGGAUGAUUCUCUUCCUGAUGUGCCUUUUUUCCCUCUUACCAGGCUUUCAUGGGAUCAGGGGGCAGGAAGAAGAUUUUGAAUUUUGCGCCACAAGAAACCAAACUAAGAAAAGUUUUGUCUAUUAUAAAAAGCAAGAAAAUUUCAUCAGUAUUGUCAACCAUGCCGACGGACUGCAUAUAAGCGCGCCAUUCCCUUCAGAAUCUGGAAAGUAUUCUCUGAAAGAUCUCAAUGGACGGUAUCGCUUCUGUGUUUAUGGGCACCAGAGAACUGGUCGUUUCAUGCUACGCUACGGGAACAUCAGCUACAACUUGAGUACAAAGGCCAACACUUUCCUCUGUUCUGCCAGUGUGAGUGCAGAACCCGGUCAAGGCGGCACCUCCGUUCUUCAUAAUGUCUCCUAUGCCUAUAACAAGGGAUCCCACAAGAAGUCCCUUCCAGACUUCUCCGCCUACAAUAUCACCUUCUUUGAUCAUAGACAUGCUGAUCAAAAAAGCUCUCUCCUAGUGUGUGAAGUGGAAAAAGAACUUGCAGAUGUAGCCGGUAUCCUGGAAAAUCCUAAACUUGGCAGGGGAAAGAAUUCGGAAAACUUUUAUCACUAUCUCAAACGUUUAGAUACAAAAUUGGGGGAAAUGGACUUCAUGGAGGAGAAUAAGACUUUAGGAAUGGGCUCAGUGCUGCGGGCAAGUGUCUGGAAGGUCCCACCCCACAAGACGUCCCAAAACCUGUCCAUCCAGUCUAGGCUAGAGGACAAAGAGAUCCAUGGGUUUGAGGUAACCCUGCCAAGUAUCCUCUUUGCAUCACCCAGGGGCCGUAAGGUAGCCCAGCCCAAGGUCGUGUUGAUGGAAAUCAGCAGCCAGACCCUCUUCCAGCCCGACCAGAAUUCCAGCUGGAUCCUUGGCCAAAAGGUGUUUGGCGUCUCCAUGGUAAACAGACCAGUCUCUGGUUUGCCCAAGGAGCAGCGAGUGGCUCUUACUUUCCGGCACAAUGAGCUUCCGAAAAAUGCAACCCCACAAUGCGUGUUCUGGGAUCCAAACUCCAAUGCUGGCCAAACCGGCUUCUGGAAUGCGUCUGGCUCCGAAGUGGAAGCAGGAGGGAAUCGCACGACUUGCCUUUGGGACCAUCUCACUUUCUUUGCGGUGCUGAUGACGUCCUCCCCGGAUCUGGACUACAUUCACAAGGAAUACCUGACAGCGAUCACCUAUUUCGGCUGCGUCAUUUCAGCCCUCGCGUCGUUCUUUACAGUCUGCUUUUUCCUUUGCUCCAGGAAGAAGGAGAGACUCAAUAUUGUCCAUAUCCACAUGAAUCUCCUCUGGGCCAUCUUCCUCCUUGAUGUCAGCUUCCUCAUCGCCGUGCCCCUGUCCUCUACCAACCAUGACGUGGCUUGCAAAGCGGGCGCCAUGUUCCUGCACUUCGGCCUGCUCGCUUGCCUGACCUGGAUGGGCAUAGAGGGUUACAGCCUCUACCGGCUCGUGAUCGAGGUUUUCGAUUUCUCCACUGCGAACCUCCUCUUCAAGUUAUGCCUGGUUGGCUGGGGGCUUCCCAUAUUCCUUGUGACUGUGGUCUUUGUGGCUGAUCAAUCAACCUACGGACCCUACUCCAUUAAAGUGUAUGAGACCUCGGAGAAAUACACCAAUGCAACCAUCUGUUGGAUAACAAAGAGGCAUAUUAACAGCAUCCUGAAUUUGGGAUUUCUAAGCUUGGUGAUCCUCUUCAACAGCAUCAUGCUGGCUGCUAUGGUGCGAAAAAUCCUCAAACUCAAACACCGGGAUUACCACAGGUGGCAAUAUGCGGUGAUGCUCCUGGGGCUGAGUUGUGCGCUGGGCAUCCCCUGGGGCUUGGCCUUUUUCUCGUUCACGUUUGGAACCUUCCAACUUGCUGCGCUCUACCUCUUCACCAUCCUCAACUCCUUCCAAGGAUUCCUCAUCUUCCUUUGGUACUUGGCAAAGAGAGUGCAGGCUCGCCGGACUGCCUCAGAGCAGUUCAUCUCUACGAACAGCGCAAAGCUACAUUCCAGCAGCAGCGUUCUGUGACCUGGCGGGGGGGGGGGGGGUUGUUGAGUUCGAGGCUGUGCCCGUGACCCUCUGGAACGUCACAGAAGAGUCCUGUAUAUAUGUAUUAUUGCACCUAUGGGGCGGGGCAGGCACUUGCAUCCGGAAAUAAUAUAUUUGUGAGGUCUUGAUUUCUAAUGUAAAUAGGUGUCUCUUGGUUUUGUAAAUGGUGUGCGUGAAAGUUUCUAAAUACUUAAAAACCACUUAUUAA